UAAAAGGUUGCUGAUGAAUAUCAAGAGGAAAAUCAUACUGCUCCAGAAACAACAAGUUCUGCUUCUCCAAAGGCUGCUAGUGAAGAUCCAAAUGUUACUGUUCCUGAAGCAAAACUUGGUGAUACGAAACCAUAUCUGGUUUUCGAGAGGAAUUUUAAAAAGAGGAAAGCUUCUGAGUCGAAUGUACAAAAAGACGAUAUUCUAGCAGAGAAUAAGAAGGUAAAGGAUGAACAUAUUGCCGCAAGGUCGGUCGAAAUUAUUAAAAAAUUUGAAGAGGAAGGAUUAUAUAAAGGCAAUUCGAUGGAUGGAAAUGGUAAAACAUCCUUGGAAAAAGUUACAAGGGAGUCGGCCAACACAAUAGAAAAGCUUCAAGAGGAUGGAGAAAGUAAACCAUCGACUGCAAAUAUCGACGAGUUCGCACUGGCUACUAGCAGAAACAUGAAUAAUAUACAAGUAGAAGCGUCUUCAGUGGUGACUAAGAAAAAGGAAACCCUGUCUUCUGAGUUGAGGGGCAUGAAUCACCCAGAGAGGUUUUUGAAUGCAGCACAUGACAAGAAACGAAUUCUUUUGAUUCUAGACCUGAAUGGGGUCCUUGGUUCUUUUGGUUAUAGGAAAAUGUCAGAAUUGAGGCCUCACUGUCAUGAGUUUGUGCGCUUCUGUGUUGCGUCGUUUAAAAAAGUGGUGUUUUGGUCUUCAAUGACCAGUGCAAAUACUACGAAGGAAAUGAAAAAGAUAUUCCCGCCAGAUUUGGACAUACAACAAAUCCAGAUAUGGAACCAAGCACAUUGCACUGACACCAAGAUUCCUGAUCCUGAUUCUCAUAAAGCUUCCAAGCCAUGGUUUCUAAAGGUAACAUACCAAAUCAACACCCGUUUUUCAGGAGACCUCGAUCAUGCUUUAAACACUAUUAUGGUGGACGAUUCUCCAUUGAAAACGGUUAUUAAUCCACGCAAUACAGUUGUGUUUCCGAAAACAUGGCAUCCUGGGGAUGCGAAGGAUAACACAUUAAGCAAAGAUGAAGCUAUCCGCAGUUUUUUCUAUAGUCUACCGUAUGAUGGGGAUAUCCAAGACCAUGUGCUAACAAAACAGCCCAAAUGUUUCCGUCAAGAGGAAGCUGAUAGCACAAUCGCUAUGGUUUGGGGUAAUUCAUAUUAUGCGACAAAAUUAAGAAAUAUUGAGGAACAAGAAAGAACAAAGGCCGGAUCUACAAUAAUUGGAAAAACAAAGUCCGGAUCUACAACAAUUGGAAGCUCUUGAUCCACAAAAUGGAGAUAGAUAUCAAAAUGGAGAGACAUAUCAGCUUAUAUAUUAUAUAGAUAGAGCUGUCAUAACACAACCAUAGACAGAUAAAGCUGUGGUCAUGCAACUCGUGCAAGUUCAAAAAAAUUGAGAGUGUUGAAUUCAAGAGUCCAAGUGGCUUCUUUAUGUAAGGAAAUUGAAAAAAAUCUUCAUCUGUAAAAUCUGU
This is a messenger RNA of Papaver somniferum (opium poppy), 1465 nucleotides long. RefSeq lists its product as uncharacterized. The record is from RefSeq and is a predicted model, not a curated record. Bases 301 to 1257 code for a protein of 318 amino acids. Lineage: Eukaryota; Viridiplantae; Streptophyta; Magnoliopsida; Ranunculales; Papaveraceae. Gene Ontology annotation, molecular function: phosphoprotein phosphatase activity. The transcript is spliced from 8 exons.